Cottoperca gobio is the source of this 1622-nucleotide messenger RNA. RefSeq names its product glucagon-like peptide 2 receptor (gene glp2r). Gene Ontology annotation, molecular function: peptide hormone binding; glucagon receptor activity. The record is from RefSeq and is a predicted model, not a curated record. Gene Ontology annotation, biological process: cell surface receptor signaling pathway; adenylate cyclase-modulating G protein-coupled receptor signaling pathway. The transcript has 13 exons. Gene Ontology annotation, cellular component: plasma membrane. The coding region runs from base 12 to 1622 and encodes 536 amino acids. Lineage: Eukaryota; Metazoa; Chordata; Actinopteri; Perciformes; Bovichtidae.
CCCACAGCACCAUGUCAUCCCUGCUGCCAACCUGGCACAAGAGGAUCCAGAUCACAGCAAGACCCACAGUCCUGCUCUCACUCUUCUUUGUUAUCUUCAACCCCCAGGUAACAAGCUCAGACCUUAUAACUCUGAUCGCUAAUCGGACCGAAUACUGGGAGAACUGCAGCAGAACUCUGGCAACAAGCGGACUCUCAGUCACUGGAAUCUUCUGUAAAGGAACGUUUGAUACUUUUGUGUGUUGGCCCCAUUCAUCUCCUGGGAAUGUGUCGGUCCCCUGUCCUUCUUACUUGCCAUGGAUCAGUGAAAACAUCUCCAGGAGGGCACACAGAGAAUGUUUAAAUAACGGGAGAUGGCGACGGAGGGAGAAUUCCUCCGAGGCCUGGAGAGAUGUCUCAAAAUGUAAGGAGGACCGUUACUUCAAAGACAAGGAGGACGAAAUGCUUCGGCAGACAGCCCUCAGGCUCAUCUCUGUCAUUGGCUAUUCCCUGUCCCUGUCCUCUCUCACACUGGCUACUCUCCUGAUGGGCUUGUUGAGGAAGCUCCACUGUACCAGGAACUACAUUCACAUGAAUCUGUUUGUGUCCUUCAUCCUGAGAGCCAUGGCUGUCAUCUCUAAGGAAAUCAUAUUAUACAUCAUGUAUUCCAAUCUACCCAAGGACAACCCUGGAUGGAACUCUUACUUAAGCUCUGCGAUAGCGUUGAUGUGUAAAUUCUCCAAAGUGUGCAUGCAAUACUUUGUGGCCUGUAACUACUUCUGGCUCUUGGUGGAGGCCAUUUUCCUCCACACACUGCUCUUCACAGCUGUGCUGACCAAGAGACGUCUGCUGAAGAAAUAUAUGCUGCUGGGAUGGGGAACACCUAUUUUGUUUGUAACACCAUGGACAGUUGUCAAGAUAUUAUAUGAAAACACAGGAUGUUGGACAAUUGUGAACAGAUGGUUCUGGUGGAUAAUAAGAGGCCCGAUCACUUUAUCAGUGCUGGUCAUUUUUUUCAUAUUCAUCAAGAUUCUGAUGCUGCUGCUGUCCAAGCUGAAAGCAGAUCAGGUGAAAUUCACAGACUACAGAUACAGCUUGGCCAGAGCAACACUGGUACUUAUUCCUCUGCUGGGAAUCCAUGAAGUGGUCUUCACCGUGCUGAUAGAUGAAUGUUUGGAGGACAGCAGUCGCUACGCCAGGAACUUCAUCAACCUCACCCUCAGCUCGUUUCAGGGCUUAUUGGUUGCUGUGCUGUACUGCUUUGCAAAUGGAGAGGUCCAAGCUGAACUGAAGAAGCGCUGGCAGCUUUUCCUUUUCACCAACCACUUCCAGGUCAGGAGCUGCUUUCAGAGUGUUCCGCUCAAGCACCUGUGGAACUGCACUCGGCGGCGCCGCCAACAGUGCUCGCGGCAGAGUGACUCCUACGAUGAGGGCAGCACCUCCACAACGCAUCCGCACCUGCUGCAGGUGGCUGUACAUGGAAGAGGAGGGCGGCUUGGACUAGUUGAGGUUAAAGGUCAGGGCUUGAAAGGCUGUGACACAACAGGACUUGACUUUCUCACCAGGAAGAGCCUGUCCAGUAGUGAUGGAGAGAUGACCCUCGGGGAGACCAUGGAGGAGAUUCUGGAGGAAAGCGAGUUCUGA